This is a messenger RNA of Oncorhynchus gorbuscha (pink salmon), 6655 nucleotides long. RefSeq names its product carbamoyl-phosphate synthase 1, mitochondrial (gene cps1). Gene Ontology annotation, molecular function: metal ion binding; carbamoyl-phosphate synthase (glutamine-hydrolyzing) activity; ATP binding. NCBI's taxonomy places the organism in Eukaryota, Metazoa, Chordata, Actinopteri, Salmoniformes, Salmonidae. Gene Ontology annotation, cellular component: cytoplasm; carbamoyl-phosphate synthase complex. The record is from RefSeq and is a predicted model, not a curated record. Gene Ontology annotation, biological process: L-glutamine metabolic process; L-arginine biosynthetic process; 'de novo' pyrimidine nucleobase biosynthetic process.
UGGAAUCCUUUGGAUGAGACACGCGGGCUGCUUGAGCCCAAAUUCAUUCAUUUCAGUGGACCGCUCUUUCUCAAUAGAACAACAACACAUUCUGCACGGAUUCAUUUUACCCUUGUAGGACAACAGCUAACAGAGUCAGAAUAAGUGAAUUAAAGACGGAAUAUGACAAAAAUAUUGACAGCCUGCAACGUCGUCAAAUCACUGAGGCUAGGAUGGCUCGCAGCCAGAAGAAGCAGCAACCCUGCUUGUUUGAGGUCUGCUAGGCUCUUCAGUGUUAAGGCCCAGAUAGCCCACCUGGUCCUGGAGGAUGGUACCCGGAUGAAGGGCUUCUCCUUUGGGGAUGAACGAUCUGCUGCUGGGGAGCUGGUCUUCAACACUGGCCUGGUGGGGUACCCAGAGGCUUUGACUGACCCCAGCUACAGAGGUCAAAUCCUGACCCUGACCUACCCUAUAGUGGGGAACUACGGCGUUCCAAACACUCAGGAGCUGGAUGAGCUGGGCCUGAGGAGGAACAUUGAGUCAGACCGUAUACAGGUAUCUGGACUCUUGGUGCAGGAUUACAGUCAUGAGUACAGUCACUGGAACUCUGUCAAGUCCCUGGGACAGUGGCUACAGGAGGAGAAGGUUCCUGCAUUGUUUGGAGUGGAUACUAGGAUGCUGACCAAGAUCAUCAGAGACAAGGGUACAGUGUUGGGGAAGAUAGAGUUUGAGGGCCAUCCAAUAGAGAUAUCAGACCCUAACCAGCAGAACAUUUUAGCAGAAGUCUCAACAAAGGAGACCAGAGUGUUUGGGAAAGGUAACCCCAUCAAAGUGGUGGCUGUUGACUGUGGCAUCAAGCACAACAUCAUCAGGCUGCUUGUUAAGCGUGGUGCUGAGGUCCAUCUGGUGCCCUGGAACCAGGACCUGAUGAGUCUGGAGUACGAUGGCCUGUUCAUCUCCAACGGCCCUGGGGAUCCCUCUCUGGCAGGAGACCUCAUACAGAACGUCCGCAAGGUUCUGGAGAGUGACCGGCCACAGCCUGUCUUUGGUAUCUGUAUGGGCAACCAGAUCACAGCACUGGCUGCAGGGGCCCAGUCCUACAAACUGCCCAUGGGUAACAGAGGUCAGAACCAGCCUGUACUCAACGUGAUGACGGGUCAGGCCUUCAUCACAGCCCAGAACCAUGGUUAUGGCAUUGACAGCACCUCUCUACCACCUGGAUGGAGCCCGCUGUUUGUUAACGCCAACGACGGAACCAACGAAGGUAUCAUGCACGACACCAAGCCAGUCUUCACGGCUCAGUUCCACCCAGAAGCUAAAGGUGGACCUACAGACACUGAGUUCCUAUUUGAUGUGUUCAUAUCCCUGAUAAAGAAUGGGAAGGAGGCCAACAUUGUGUCAGUCAUGCCCAAGAAGCCUGCUAUCCCACCUAGGACUCAGGUUUCCAAGGUGCUGGUGCUGGGGUCUGGAGGUCUGUCCAUUGGUCAGGCUGGGGAGUUUGACUACUCUGGAUCACAGGCCGUCAAAGCCAUGAAGGAGGAGAACGUGAGGACGGUGCUGAUGAAUCCGAACAUAGCAUCUGUGCAGACCAACGAGGUGGGGACUAAACAGGCUGACUCUGUCUACUUCCUGCCUGUCACGCCUCAGUUUGUCACAGAGGUCAUUAAGACCGAACGACCUGACGGAAUCCUUCUGUCUAUGGGAGGACAGACCGCUCUAAACUGUGGAGUGGAGCUGUUCCAGAGUGGGGUACUGCAGAAGUAUGGGGUGAAGGUGUUGGGGACCCCUGUAGAGUCCAUUAUGGCUACUGAAGACAGACAGCUGUUUGCUGACAAGCUUAACGAGAUCAAUGAGAAGAUCGCUCCCAGCUUCGCUGUGGAGACGGUGGCAGAUGCCCUGAAGGCAGCGGAUCAGAUAGGCUACCCUGUCAUGCUACGUUCUGCCUAUUCCCUGGGCGGACUGGGCUCAGGAUUCUGUGCCAACAAGGACAAGCUGGAGGAGACCGCUCGGAAGGCCCUGGCGAUGAGCUGUCAGAUCCUUGUGGAGAAGUCUCUGAUGGGUUGGAAAGAGGUGGAGUAUGAAGUAGUCAGGGACAUCGCUAAUAACUGUGUCACUGUCUGCAACAUGGAGAACUUUGACCCCCUCGGCAUUCACACAGGUGACUCUAUUGUGGUGGCCCCCAGCCAGACUUUGUCCAAUGAGGAGUACCACAUGCUGCGUGAGACGGCCAUCAAGGUAGUGCGUCACCUGGGCAUCGUGGGGGAGUGUAACAUCCAGUACGCCCUUCACCCUGGCUCUCUAGAGUACUGCAUCAUAGAGGUCAACGCUCGCCUCUCACGCAGCUCUGCCCUCGCAUCCAAGGCCACCGGGUACCCCCUGGCGUUUGUUGCAGCCAAGCUGGCUUUGGGCAUCCCUCUGCCGGAGAUCAAGAACACGGUGUCAGAGAAAACCACAGCCUGUUUCGAACCAAGCCUGGAUUACAUUGUCACUAAGAUCCCUCGCUGGGACCUUGACCGAUUCCAGGGCAUGUCCCGAGAAAUAGGCAGCUCCAUGAAGAGUGUUGGAGAGGUGAUGGCGGUUGGGCGUACAUUUGAGGAGAGCAUGCAGAAGGCUCUGAGAAUGUGCCACCCCUCUGUGGACGGGUUUAUGCCCCGCCUGCCCCUCAACAAGCCUUGGUCGGCUCAGCAGGACCUACACCAGGAGUUGGCUGUACCCUCCAGCACACGGGUUUUCUCCCUGGCCAAGGCCCUUCACAGUGGUGUGACUGUAGACCACAUCCACCAUCUCACUGCCAUAGACAAGUGGUUCCUACACAAGCUACGACGCAUCACAGAGUUGGAGCAGCACCUGAGCCAGUUCAACAGUGCAACAUUACCCCAGACCCUGCUGCUGAAGGCUAAACAGGACGGCUUCUCAGACCGCCAGGUGGGCCAGGCCCUUGGCUCCAGCGAGGGGGAGGCCAGAGUGUUGAGGCUGGCUCAGAACAUUAAACCCUGGGUGAAACAGAUUGACACCCUUGCUGCAGAGUACCCUGCUGUGACCAACUACCUGUACUGUACCUACCAUGGACAGGAGCAUGACUUGGAGUUCAAGGACCAUGGUGUCAUGGUGCUGGGAUGUGGUCCCUAUCACAUUGGGAGCAGUGUGGAGUUUGACUGGUGUGCAGUGUCCAGUAUCCGAGCCCUGCGUCAGAUGGGCAUGCGGACAGUGGUGGUAAACCACAACCCUGAGACUGUCAGCACGGACUUUGACGAAUGUGACCGCCUGUACUUUGAAGAGUUGACUCUGGAACGCAUUCUGGACAUCACACAGCAAGAGGGCUGUACAGGCAGCAUCGUGUCUGUAGGGGGUCAGAUCCCCAAUAACCUGGCCAUGCCUCUGCACCUGAACGGGGUCAAGAUCCUAGGAACCAACCCCCAGCAGAUCGACCGAGCCGAGGAGAGGUCAGUGUUCUCCACCAUCCUGGAUGAACUGGGGGUGGCCCAGGCCCCGUGGAAGGCCCUCAGCUCACUGGAAGAUGCCUUUGCCUUUGCCAAUAAAGUGGGAUACCCCUGUCUCCUGCGCCCCUCUUACGUGCUCAGUGGCUCAGCAAUGAACGUGGCAUACGGUGAAGAAGAGAUGAGGGGCUUCUUGGACGAGGCUACUCAGGUGUCUCAGGAGCAUCCAGUGGUCAUCACCAAGUUCAUCCGUGGAGCCAGAGAGGUGGAGGUGGAUGCAGUGGCCAAGAUGGGAAAAGUGCUGUGCCAUGCUAUAACAGAGCAUGUGGAGGAUGCUGGGGUCCACUCUGGAGAUGCCACACUCAUGCUACCUACCCAGAGCAUCAGCCAGGGGGCCCUAGAGAAGGUGAAGAGUGCCACACGGAAAAUUGCUAAGGCGUUUGAGAUCUCUGGUCCAUUCAAUACUCAGUUCCUAGUGAAAGGCAACGAUGUCAUGGUGAUAGAGUGUAACCUGCGAGCAUCACGCUCCUUCCCCUUCGUAUCUAAGACCAUCGGUGUGGACUUCAUUAGUGUGGCUACACGGGUCAUGGUGGGUGAACCCCAGGAUGAGGCUGCUCUACCUUCUCUGGAGAACCCCAUCAUCCCCGUUGACUAUGUGGGAAUCAAGGCUCCUAUGUUCUCCUGGCCUCGCCUUCGUGAUGCCGACCCAGUCCUGCGCUGUGAAAUGGCUUCCACAGGAGAGGUGGCUUGUUUUGGACCAAACAUCUACUCUGCCUUCCUCAAGGCUAUGCUAUCCACUGGCUUCAAGCUGCCUACAAAAGGAAUCCUCAUCGGGAUCCAGCAUUCGUUCCGGCCCAACUUCUUAGCCACAGCACACCAGCUGAAUGAAGAAGGCUUUAAGCUCUUUGCUACAGAGGCCACCUCGGCCUGGCUCUCUGCCAAUGAUGUGCCCGCCACCCCUGUGGCAUGGCCCAGCCAGGAGGGAGGAGAUGCCAGCUUGCCCAGUAUUAUCAGGCUGAUCAAUGAGGGCCACAUUGACCUGGUGAUAAACCUUCCCAACAACAACAGCAAGUUCCUCAGGGACAAUUUCCUAAUCCGCAGGAUGGCUGUGGACCACGGGGUGCCUCUCAUCACCAACUACCAGGUGGUCAAGCUGUUUGCUGAGGCCAUAAAGUAUGCCAGCGAGUUGGACACCACCAGCCUGUUCCACUACCGCCAACGGGACGCUGACCGCCAACGGGACGCUGACCUCGAAAAGGAAGCUGACCGCCUUAGGGACGCUGCCGCCGGACUGCAGAGCUAGAGCUGCACCCCCCUUCUCAUCUCUUCAUCUAUCUCUGACCCUCCCUCUCUCCCUCAUCCUCUCCCCCCCAUCCCUCCCCCACAGGGCCCAGACACAGCACAGUUCAGCACAGCUCACUCCAUCAGGGUCCUCCAACACCAGGAAAGACCAUGAUGACCCUUGACCUUUCACGUGACAUGCUUCUUUACAGAGUAGAGAUGUAUUUGUCCCCUUUCCCCUGAAGUGUGCACUCACACACUCCUCCCCAUUGAUUUUAAAGUGUUGGAUUGGUGUAAGAAUGUUGGGCCAGAGGGAGUUUCCACCAUAUUUCUUCCAUCAGUCAGCUCCUCUGAAAUCCAUGAAGGGAAGCAAAGGUCAGAGAUUUGGACACAGGGCUCGUCUUCCAUGACAACUGUUGCUGCCUGUCUCUUUUCCUCUGUGAUGUCUGGCGGAUACUGUACCAAACAUAGUUACUGUAGCAUAGAUAGUUACUGUAGCGAAGAUAGUUACUGUACCAGAAGUUAAAGGGGGUAAACCAUUGUUAUUGACACCUGUAAAUGUAGCCCAUAAUUAUAUGCCAAAUCAAAUGUGUUUUAAAGACAUUUCACAUCUAGGGAUAGAGGAUGUUUGUUUGUGAUCUCAUUGAACCACAUCCAAGGGCAGUAUCUGUCCUGUUUACACUCCACAAACACAUUUUUCUUUAUCUUGGCUGUAUUUUGGCUGUAUUUUCCUCAUACUGAAAACACAUAAAACACCUUUGAUAUUUUGUUUGCCAGUUCUGAAGCCUUCAACAUUUUAAAGUCUAAAACAGACCUUGCUGACAAACCUUUAAAAGCAGCGGGUGGCCAUCCUAUUAUCUCUGACCAGAACAUCGGGCAUCAUUUUCUGUUCCAGUGACGACAUGUUGACUCACCACUGAUCGUCUCUAACUAACCCACCCGUCUCUAACUAGCCAGCCGCUGCUUUGAGCUGUUGUAAUGCCUGCUACAUUAAAGGACUCAGUUUGGCCAGUGACCCAUACAACUGCUUCAUGCAUUCAUGCAUUUUGGUUAUAGACUAAAGAUGGUGCUAUGGACCCAACUAGGAUUGUAUGUGUAUGUUGAGUGCAGUGUUGGAAAAAGUACCCAAUUGUCAUACUUGAGUAAAACUAUAGAUACUUAGAAAGUUACUCAAGUACAAGUGAGUCACCCCCCUUAAGUAAAAGUCUUAAAGUAUUCUGUUCUAAAUGUACUUAAGUGUCUAAAGUUAAGGUAGAAAUCAUUUCAAAUUCCUUAUAUUAAGCAAAGCAGACGGCAUCAUUGUCUUGUAUUAAACAUUUGCAGAUAACCAGGGACUCCAACACUCAGACAUCAUUUUGAAAAUAUGCAUUUUUGUUUAGUGAGUCCACCAAAUCAGAGGCAGCAGGGAUGACCACGUGUUCUCUUGAUAAGUCCGUGAAUGGGACCAUUUUCCUGUCCUGCUAAGCAUUCAAAAUGUAACGAGUACUUUUGGGUGUCAGGUAAAAUGUACAUUAUUUUCUUUAGGAAUGUAGUGAUGUAAAACUUGUCAAAAAUAUAAAUAGCAAAGUAAAGUACAGAUACCCCCAACAAAAACUUCUUAAGUAGUACUUUUAACAUAUUUUUACUGAAAUACUUUACACCAGUGGUUGAGUGUGUGUGUGUUGAGUGUGUUUUACUAGGCACCCUUCGAGAUAGCUUCUACAUUCUUGAUAUUUUGAGGCCGAGUUAUGAAUAUAUCCAAAAUGCUUCUGUCUUUUAAAAAAAAACUAUCUGAAAGUUUUGAGUUAUUUUGGGGACAAUUUUAGUUAACGAUCCUAACAGCUGAUUAGUUAUAUUUUACAUGUAUUUGUGUGUCCAUGUUUAUAAAUAACAUGAGCUUACAUUUCAAAGUACUCUCUCUUUCAUAAACAUCUGCAUUCUGCAUACAUACAAAUCUAAUAAAAGCAGUAUUCACCAUG